This is a messenger RNA of Drosophila nasuta, 3973 nucleotides long. It is a transcript of the gene msk, whose product is annotated as importin-7 msk. The transcript is spliced from 11 exons. Bases 231 to 3380 code for a protein of 1049 amino acids. NCBI's taxonomy places the organism in Eukaryota, Metazoa, Arthropoda, Insecta, Diptera, Drosophilidae. The record is from RefSeq and is a predicted model, not a curated record. Gene Ontology annotation, cellular component: cytosol; nuclear envelope. Gene Ontology annotation, biological process: protein import into nucleus. Gene Ontology annotation, molecular function: small GTPase binding.
CGGACUCGGAAAUUUCGGCGGUGUUGUGUGGCUGUCACAGCCUUUUUCCACGUUUUUUCCUAUUGGCACAUUUUUUUGCUAUUGUCAUUAUUUCUGCUGGUGUGUCAAUUGCAAUUGACAAUUGAACGAAAAAUCGUGCGUAUUUCGGGUGCUUUGUGGGAGCUUCUUUGUUUCUGCGGCAGCAAUCACUGCGAUAAAACCGGCGAAUUGGACAAACCACAUACGCGAAAAUGGAGGCACAGAAAUUGACGGAACUGUUGCGCGCAACGAUUGAUCCGAAUCCCGAGCAAAGGAAAGCAGCCGAGGACCAAUUGGCACAAAUACACAAAAUCAUUGGUUUUGUGCCGACUAUAUUGCAAAUCGUCAUGCAAACAUCGCUCGACCAGCCAGUUCGUCAAGCCGGCGCUGUUUAUCUAAAGAAUCUUAUCAAUAGCAGCUGGUCGGAUCAUGAAACCAAGCCCGGCGAGCCGAUACCAUUCUCCAUUCACGAGCAGGAUCGCGCCAUGAUUCGCGGAUCCAUUGUCGAUGCUAUUGUCCACGCUCCAGAGCUCAUCAGAGUUCAGCUGUCUGUGUGUGUGAAUCACAUCAUCAAGAGUGAUUUCCCCGGACGUUGGCCACAGGUGGUUGACAACAUUAGCAUCUAUUUGCAAAAUCCUGAUGUGAAUGGCUGGAAUGGCGCUUUGGUCACCAUGUAUCAGUUGGUCAAAACGUACGAAUACAAACGUUUCGAGGAGCGUACACCACUUAAUGAGGCAAUGAAUCUGUUGUUGCCCAUGAUUUAUCAGCUGAUGAUGACGCUGCUCAACGAUCAGUCGGAGCAAUCGGUGUUGCUGCAAAAGCAAAUACUCAAAAUCUAUUAUGCACUGACACAGUACAGUUUGCCGCUAGAUCUCAUCACUAAGGAAAUUUUCUCCCAAUGGAUGGAAAUUUGCCGGCAGAUUGCAGAUCGCGCUGUGCCCGAUUGUUCGCAUUUGGAUGAUGAUGAACGGACUGAAUUCCCCUACUGGAAGACAAAGAAAUGGGCGCUGCACAUCAUGGUGCGCAUGUUUGAGCGUUAUGGCAGUCCCACCAGUCUUGUUAGCGAAAAGUACCAGAAGUUUGCGGAAUGGUAUCUGCCAACCUUCAGUUCUGGCGUAUUAGAAGUCCUACUUAAGAUCUUGGAUCAAUAUCGCAAUCGCGUCUAUGUUUCGCCUCGUGUGCUCACAGAUGUGCUGAAUUAUCUAAAAAUAGCUGUGAGCCAUGCUUACACCUGGAAGCUGAUAAAGCCGCACAUGGUGGCAGUCAUUCAAGAUGUCAUAUUCCCUAUCAUGUCAUUUACCGACUCUGAUCAGGAGCUGUGGGAAAGCGACCCCUACGAGUACAUUCGCCUCAAGUUUGAUAUCUUUGAGGAUUAUGCUACUCCAGUGCCAGCUGCCCAAUCUCUGUUGCAUUCCGUUUGCAAAAAACGCAAAGGCAUCUUGCCCAAGGCAAUGAGCACCAUUAUGCAAAUAAUUACCUCGCCCAAUGCUGAUAACAAGCAGAAGGAUGGUGCUCUGCAUAUGAUUGGCACUCUCGCAGAUGUGCUAUUGAAGAAGGCCCUAUAUCGUGAUCAAGUGGAGUCUAUGCUCACCACCUAUGUCUUUCCGGAAUUCCAGAAUCCGGCCGGUCAUAUGCGUGCUCGUGCCUGUUGGGUAUUGCACUAUUUCUGCGACGUUCAAAUCAAGAAUCCUCAGGUGCUGGCCGAAACGAUGCGCCUAACCACGAAUGCCUUGCUCACCGAUAAAGAGCUGCCGGUUAAGGUGGAGGCCGCCAUUGGCCUGCAAAUGUUCCUAUCAUCGCAGGAUGAGGCACCUCAGUAUGUGUCAUCGCAAAUCAAAGAGAUUACUAAAGAAUUGUUGACCAUCAUACGUGAAACGGAAAACGAAGACUUGACCAAUGUCAUGCAAAAGAUUGUCUGCACAUUUACGGAACAACUGCUCCCAGUUGCAACGGAAAUCUGUCAGCAUUUGGCAACAACAUUCAGUCAAGUGUUGGAGUCGGAGGAAGGUUCCGAUGAGAAGGCAAUCACAGCAAUGGGUUUGCUUAACACGAUAGAAACACUGCUCAGUGUUAUGGAGGAACAUCCGGAUGUGUUGCUCAAUCUGCAUCCAAUUGUUAUCAAUGUAGUCGGUCAUAUAUUCCAGCACAACAUUACGGAUUUCUAUGAGGAAACCUUUUCGUUGGUUUACGAUUUAACGUCCAAGGCAAUUUCGGCCGAAAUGUGGCAGAUGCUCGAACUUAUCUAUCAGGUCUUUAAAAAGGAUGGUGUGGAUUAUUUUAUUGAUAUUAUGCCGGCAUUACACAACUAUGUAACCGUUGAUACACCAGCGUUCCUGUCGAAUCCAAAUCGCUUACUGGCCAUUUUGGACAUGUGCAAAACUAUGCUAACUGGCAGCCCUGGCGAGGAUCCCGAAUGCCAUGCCGCCAAAUUGAUGGAGGUGAUUUUAUUGCAGUGCAAGGGACAAAUUGAUUCUGUGGUCCAUGUGUUUGUUGAAUUGGCGUUGUCGCGUUUGACACGCGAGGUGCAAUCGUCGGAGUUGCGCACCAUGUGCUUGCAGGUGGUCAUCGCUGCACUGUAUUAUAAUCCACAGCUAUUACUCUCCAUUCUGGACAAGAUGUCGCAAACCAGUGAAGAACCAAUUGCCUCGCAUUUCAUUAAACAAUGGCUACACGAUACGGACUGCUUCUUGGGCAUUCACGAUCGUAAACUCUGCGUGCUUGGUCUGUGUACACUAAUCUCCUUGGGGGAUGCCAAACCACAAGUGCUAAGCGAGGUUGCGGACAAGAUUGUGCCGUCACUGAUAUUGCUGUUCGAUGGCCUCAAGCGUGCCUAUGAAUCGCGUGCCCAGGAAGAGGAAGAGGAGGAAGAAGAAGAGGGUGGUGAUGAUUGCGAAGAGGCUCUUUCGAGCGAUGAAGACGAGAUGGAUGAAAUGGCGCCCAACUAUUUGGAUAAACUAGCCGAUUUCGCAAAAACGAAAGGAAGUGCAGCUGGCUUUGAGGUAAAAGCUGAGCUGAAGGAUGACGAGGAAGAUUCCGACGAUGAGGCGGAGGAAUCUGUUGGUGAUUUAAAUGAAACUGGCCUCGAAACAUUCACCACGCCCAUUGAUGACGAAGAGAACGAAACUGCUAUCGAUGAAUAUUGGACAUUUAAGGAAGUUAUUACCGCACUUUCUGCACAAGAUCAGGCCUGGUAUUCGCUGCUGACCUCAAACCUGACACCCGAACAGGCUAAAGCACUUCAGGAGGUGGUCGUGACAGCUGAUCAACGCAAGGCUGCCAAAGAAUCGAAACUGAUUGAGAAACAGGGUGGAUUCGCAUUCCCCCAGACAACUGUGCCCACAUCGUUUAAGUUUGGCUCUUAAAAAGUAGCUGCUGUACACUGACACUUUGUACCAUCUUUCUGACUUCAUUGUUUCUCAUAUUCUUUCCAAAAAUCAACACUUGAUGUAAUAUGACUGUUCAAGCAUUCUCUAGAUUCUCGUACAUCUUGAGUACGACUCACAUUCAACAUACGUUUAUAUACAUAAACAUAGAUAUAUGUUGCAUGCUUCAAAGGUAGCGGUCGGCGAAGAGGCGGGCAAGUGGGACAUGAUCGCUUUAUAUAUUUAUUGUAGAUUUAUAUUUUAAAUUUCUAUUCUUGGCAAGUCGAUGCCAACUAAAUUAUGAUAAAACUUAAGUUGAAAUCUAUUGUAUAUCAUCAUUAUGCGUGUGUGUGAAUAUUACGAAAACUACUUGGAUGUCGCCGCCUCAUGGAAUGAGAUUGCGUCAAGCUUGCUGAGCACACUCCAAAAACGAAACACAAUUGGUUAGAGAAUGAGAAUUUAACGCAGAGCAUUUCAAUUACACUGUCUUUACGACACACCCCCCCACACACAACACACACACGAGAACACACAUUAAAUGUACCAGAUGGAGAGAUAUUUUUGAAAAAUAAAAAACAUUUUUAACGUUUGAA